CCUAUAAAUUAUUCUAAAAUGUGAAUAUGUUUGAGGAAGAUGACUGGAGCAUAUCUGGCAAUUCUACUGAUGUUGACCAACUCGAAAGAAAUCGAAUCAGAUCGACUGUACUACAAGUAUCAUUAUGGAUAUACACAGUAAUCGGACUUUACAUUUUAAUAGCUCUGACUGUAUAUGAACGGUCUGCGUACCUAAAACGGAAACAUGAAAGUGUGAGUUUGGUUCUCGCUAGCAAAGGAUCAUCAAAACGAUACGGAAUAUACUUACGAUCAGUAAACAUUGCUGCAGCGGUUAUAUUUCUCUGCAGAACGGCUCUUGAACACGCAGAAAUUUUGAUUGAAGUCAACACAACAUACGAACAUUGUAAUCAAGUCGUGCAAACAAAAUUCGUGUUUUCUGGUCUGUUUUUCUGUGCGAUUUACCUGUUCCUAUGGAUAAGGCAAAGGAUGUGUUACAACAACGCCCUAAUGAGCCAUCUUACUUCAACACUGACGCACUUUUUUAGUUGGGCAAGCCUAGCGGCGUUACUCGCUGCUGAAAUCCUGACGACGGGGCUGUUCUUCACAAGAAAAUACAAGAGGAGCGGCCUCGGGUGUGAUGUCAAUUCAACAUCAAUUCCUGCCUACGUCGCCUGGGUUGUUUACGGAAUCACAACCGCAGUUUUCCAAAUCAUAUUCAUUGGCUUGUUCAUCUACCCGUUAUCAAGGCAACAAAGUUUAAUGAAGUUCCACAAACUAUAUAAAGAUAAAGCGCACAAGCUGAUGCCUUUAAUUAAACGAUCAUUAACGGCUUGUCUUGUGUGUGUAAUCACAAACCUAGUCGUUUCUAUAUUAGUUAUAACUAUUAAUGAACCCUAUAAUAUAGUUCCAAUACUGCUUUACGAUUUCAACUUAGUCGUAAACUUGCUUGCGGUAAUCUCGUCCUUUUCAAGAUGGAAGAUUAUACUUGCCCCGUAUACCCAUGCAGCUAAGAUUGCCAGUGUCGACGACAGCCACGGGUUUCAAACCGAGGAUCGUACCUCGUCAAAACGACAUAACAACGCACAAAGGCAAUGGAAAUUGGUUCGUAUGGCUGUUGAACGAACAUCCAGCGUCUUUACGAUUAGUAAUAAUUCGGUUUCGUCACCAGAGGACGCCACAGAGGAUAAAUCAGUUGCCAAAUCUGUAGGCAAUUUGUUUGCGAGCUCAAGUUCCAAUAUCACGGCAAAAGGGGCGUCGAGGUCUGUCUCGUGUGAAUGAACAGAAAACAUGACCAUAAAAUGUAAAUUAUUUUUAAAUAUGGAAUAUUUACCUCUAAUGCUCCAGACUGUUUGGUUCCCAUAUUCAGAGCUAUCAAUAAAUUGCCCUCCCACGACAAGCCUGGCGCGUCUAUCUAGUGCACCGAUUCUCAAUCAGUGGGCCAUAUCCAACUGCUGGGGCACUGCAACACUUUCAGAUGGGCCACAAACCACUAAAAAUUGCUAGAGUUAUUGAUAAAUUCAUUGUCAUUUGUGUCACUAUAGUUAAAUUUUGAUUGUAAUGGUGAUGAACGAUAUUACUGUUUUUUGUUACUGAAGGGUA
Messenger RNA from Styela clava, 1559 nucleotides. RefSeq lists its product as uncharacterized. NCBI's taxonomy places the organism in Eukaryota, Metazoa, Chordata, Ascidiacea, Stolidobranchia, Styelidae. The record is from RefSeq and is a predicted model, not a curated record.